Pseudomassariella vexata is the source of this 606-nucleotide messenger RNA. Its product is annotated as ribosome recycling factor domain-containing protein. The transcript has a single exon. Gene Ontology annotation, biological process: translation. Gene Ontology annotation, molecular function: ribosomal large subunit binding. Gene Ontology annotation, cellular component: mitochondrion. The record is from RefSeq and is a predicted model, not a curated record. Lineage: Eukaryota; Fungi; Ascomycota; Sordariomycetes; Amphisphaeriales; Pseudomassariaceae. The annotation marks the transcript as partial.
GACUCUUCCGACUCGAAGCACCCGACCCCUAGCCCGGAGGACCCGCUCGACUUUGCCGACGUGCGGUCCCGCCUGACCAAGCACGACGAGCAAGCGCAGGACCUGCUCAAGAAACUCAAGUCGGGUGGGCGCUUCAACCCGGACAUGAUCGGGGCGCUAAAAGUGCAACCUGACCGCAAAGAGCCCGUUGCGUACCCCUUACGCGAGUUGGCGCAGAUCGUGCCCCGGGGCGGCCGCACGAUCAGUCUCCUCGUGCAUGAGGAAGCUUCCAUCAAGCCCAUCAUGAGCGCGAUCCAGGGGAGCGCGGAUUUCAACCAGCAACCGCAGCGAUCGCCGGACAACGAGCUGGAGCUGAUCCUAAAAAUGGAGAUGGAGAAGCGGGAGGACAUCGUGAAGAGGGCGAAGGGGAUCUGUCACGAGUGGAGGGAGAGGGUUAGGCAGGUGCGGCAGAAGCGGGAUAAGCUGCAUGCCACCUGGAAAAAGGACGGGUCUAUCUUGCCGGAUUUGAAGAAGAGGGCUGAUACGGAGUUGGAGAAGAUUAUUAAGGCUAAGAUGGCGGCGAUUGAUGCGGCCGAGAAGGAGGCUAUUAAGGCAGCUGAGAAGUAG